Cataglyphis hispanica is the source of this 2190-nucleotide messenger RNA. RefSeq lists its product as uncharacterized. The record is from RefSeq and is a predicted model, not a curated record. The transcript has 2 exons. NCBI's taxonomy places the organism in Eukaryota, Metazoa, Arthropoda, Insecta, Hymenoptera, Formicidae. The coding region runs from base 1643 to 2134 and encodes 163 amino acids.
AUGCUCCACUCCAGUGUUUUGUGCGUACGUGCCUUGCGUGUAGAGAAAAUUAAAUGAAAUGUGUUGAAUGGCUUUUAUGACGAAUAAUAUCGAUGCUUUCUACAGUAUAAUUGGAUUAGUGAAACUGAAUAAGAAAGCCUCGAUACUUUUUUUUAUAACAUUCAUAUGCAAAAUGUACAUCGGUGACGGCAUAUAUUGGAUUAGGUGAUUUAAAUUUGUUGACAGCUGAGCAUUCUUCAACUUCUUGUUUUUCUUUGCCAAACGAGAAUUAAAAUAAAUAUGUGUCUGAUAUCGGAGUGACAGUAUAUCAAUUUUGCAUGAUUAAAUUUUACUUAAAAAGGACACGAACGCUAUUAAUGUUCUCUGAUAGUGCGGAAUAAUUUAAUAAUAAUAUUCACAACGGCUGUCUCUUUAAAAUUUUUUUACUUUUUCGAGUGUAAAUGUAUCGUGAUUGCAUAAGAGCUAAUGAAUGCCGGCAAAAUUUAAUUCAUUAAUUAGACGAGCCAUCGUUAAAAUGGGUGAUUGAGUUGGUGUUCGCAAAAUUCAUGCGCGUUACGUCAAAGUGAUUCGAUCAAGUUUCAUGAUAAUCUCACGAUUUUCCAAUGAAUGGAUAUUUAUUUCGAAAAUGUAACACAUGUUUAGCGCGUAAAAAUAUUUUACAUAAAAUAAAUUUCAGUAAAAAUACGUUUGCUUAUUUAGAAAUUUAAGUCGUAUGUUCUCGAUGGCGUACAGAGGCACGAACGAGCGAUCAGACUUCUGAUUUUAUCAAAACAAAUAGGCUGAGUAGAGAGAAUUCACGUUCGAUCGUUCAGAGGUUCGAUCGGAGCCGUUGAUGAUCGAAGAGUGGCUAGAGCGCGCGGUUUCGUUGACGAUCGUAUUUGGCAUCUGGUCUCAUCAAGGCGACGAUAAAACGUUGCGAGAGAAGGACGACAGUUGUUUAUCGAUUCGUCGAUCGACCGGGAAACGUCGCGCUUGUUUUUCACGAGAGACCAACGCUGGCACGCGGAUUGGAAAUCGGCGAGCGUGGGUCGACACACGGCGCCAACCUGUUGCUCGAGAUCGGACUCGUUUCCAUUUAGAGGACUCCGGGUGUCCAGCCUGGGGGACCCGUCCUCGAUUCGGAGAGCCAGGGAUUAAUCAACCGAACCGGCGGACAUUCGAGUGCCCGACUUCUGAUUAACGCCCGAGAAGCGUGUCUUUAUCGAAGGCGCUCGGGGAGCCAGCGAUUGAUCCCGGCUACUUCUGAUUAAAGGCGCGUUCUUCUCGAAGAGCUUGUUGACGAUAGCAGCUCUUCAAGAUAUGUCCUCGUCUCGAAACUAAGAAUUAAUCAACUCGUGAUUACAGACUCUUGUCAAAUAAGAACUCUUAUUAAGAUUAUAGGAUCGGCGAAAAAUUCUCGAAAUAAAUUCUCGAGACUUGGGGUUAAUGAAAAAAAACAAGCUCGCAUUUGAAUCUUUGAUUAAUGUCGAACCUAUACAAAGGAGAAAAACGAUCGCGUUGAAAUAAUAUGUAGCGUAACUUUCCGCGAAAAAUUUCAUCACCGAGUGGACGCCUACAAAAAGACGAGCAAAAUCCGCAAGACGCGCGAUUCAUAUCGAAGAUCAAGACCGAUGUGACGACGACGUGAAGUAAAUAUCUCAAGAUGCCUAGUUACUCGGUAAUUAGUUUUAUGGUCCUCUGGACCAGCUUGUCGUUGGCGAGCCUCUCGACGAGGGAGCUGCUGGAGUGUCGGGCGAACUUGACGGCGACGAUCAAGAACGACUCGAUGUUCCUGGGCAAGGUGCGCCAGUCGGACUACAUCUUCACGGGGAAGAUCAAGGAGCUGCGGCACGAGGGACAGCUAAUUCAUGCGCGCGUCAAGCGGGCGAUCAAGGGCGCGUUAAACGCCACCGUCGAUCUCGUCGUGAACGAUACCUGCGGCAACUACGUCAGACGCGGCUACACCGGCAUCUUCAUGGCGCGUCGCGGCGCCGGCGACGCGCGACACAUCGGCAAAAUCGUCAUGCACUUUGGUCCAGUUCCGCUCACCCUCGCCAAUCUCGACAGGCUGAACGCCGCCGUUAGAGAGAGCAAUGCGGGAGUCAAGCCGACCAUUAGCCGAGACGUGAACUUUUUGUUCGUGGUCGCGACCUAACAGAAUGGAUAAUGGAUACUUAAGCAUCCUAUUACGCAUCCAGCCGAGCCCCCUUC